Ananas comosus (pineapple) is the source of this 2549-nucleotide messenger RNA. RefSeq names its product ABC transporter F family member 3. The record is from RefSeq and is a predicted model, not a curated record. Lineage: Eukaryota; Viridiplantae; Streptophyta; Magnoliopsida; Poales; Bromeliaceae. Bases 60 to 2273 code for a protein of 737 amino acids. Gene Ontology annotation, molecular function: ATP binding; ATP hydrolysis activity. The transcript is spliced from 17 exons.
UCUUCUUCUUUGCGGAGCGGCGAGAGAGAGAGAGAGGUGGGGAGAGGGAGAGGGAGACCAUGGCGGCGGUGGCGAGCUCAGUGGUGCACGAGGUGCUGGGGCGGCGCGCCGACGAUGUGGACGAGCCCAUCAUCGACUACAUCAUCAACGUCCUCGCCGACGACGACUUCGAGUUCGGCGUCGAUGGCGAUGGCGUGUUCGAGGCCGUGGGCGAGCUCCUCGUUGACUCCGGAUGCGUCCACGACUUCCCCGAGUGUCGUGCGAUUUGCAGCAAGCUUUCAGAAAAGUUUGGAAAACAUGGCUUGGUGAAGCCUAAACAAGCUGUCCGUAGUCUUGCUACACCUUUAAGAAUGUUUGACGGGAUGGAUGAAGAGGAAACUCCAAAAAAGCAGGUGGAGGUACUUGAUGGUCCGGUACUUUCUGAACGCGACCGAGCAAAGAUUGAAAGAAGAAAGAGGAAAGAUGAGCGGCAAAGAGAGGCCCAAUAUCAAAUGCAUUUGGCAGAGAUGGAGGCAGUCAAAGCAGGGAUGCCUGUUGUGUGCGUAAAUCAUGGUGGAAAUGAGGAUGGGCCAACUAUCAGGGAUAUCCAUAUGGAGAACUUCACCGUGACUGUCGGUGGCCGUGACCUCAUUAAAGAUGCUUCAGUGACUCUUUCAUUUGGAAGGCACUACGGUCUUGUUGGGAGAAAUGGAACUGGUAAAACUUCCUUCCUUAGGCAUAUGGCCAUGCAUGCCAUUGAUGGAAUUCCUAAGAACUGCCAAAUAUUACAUGUGGAGCAAGAAGUUGUUGGAGACGACACAUCGGCUCUUCAGUGUGUCUUGAACUCUGAUGUUGAAAGGGCUCAACUUCUGGAAGAAGAAGCUAACCUACUUGCUCAACAGAGAGAUCUAGAAUAUGAAGCAGAAUCAGGAAAUAGUACAGAACAUGUAAAAGGCGGUGUGAACAAAGAUGCUAUUGGCAAAAGGCUUGAGCAGAUAUAUAAGAGACUCGAGUUCAUUGAUGCAUACUCUGCAGAGGCCCGUGCAGCUUCAAUUCUGGCGGGUCUCAGUUUCACCCAAGAAAUGCAGCGGAAGCCCACAAAAGCAUUCUCUGGUGGAUGGCGUAUGCGGAUAGCUCUAGCGCGUGCUCUAUUUAUUGAGCCUGAUAUGUUGCUGCUUGAUGAACCAACGAACCAUUUGGAUCUUCAUGCUGUAUUAUGGCUUGAAGCAUACCUCGUGAAAUGGCCGAAGACAUUUAUUGUGGUUUCUCAUGCCAGAGAGUUUCUAAACACAGUAGUUACUGACAUUCUCCAUUUACAUGGACAAAAGUUGACUGCUUAUAAAGGUGACUAUGACACAUUCGAGAGGACAAGAGAGGAGCAGCUCAAAAAUCAACAGAAGGCCUUUGAGGCAAAUGAAAAGGCCAGAGCCCACAUGCAGACUUUUAUUGAUAAGUUCCGUUACAAUGCAAAGCGAGCAUCUCUUGUUCAAUCAAGAAUUAAGGCAUUGGAUCGAAUGGGUCGUGUGGAUGAAGUCGUCAACGAUCCAGACUACAAGUUUGAGUUCCCUACACCAGAUGAUAGGCCCGGACCUCCAAUUAUUAGUUUCAGCGAUGCGUCAUUUGGUUACCCAGGCGGCCCUAUACUGUUCAAAAAUUUGAAUUUUGGUAUAGAUCUCGACAGCAGAAUAGCAAUGGUGGGUCCAAAUGGCAUUGGCAAGUCAACCAUACUGAAAUUGAUAUCUGGAGAACUUCAGCCAACUUCUGGAACAGUGUAUCGUUCUGCAAAGGUUCGUAUGGCUGUAUUCAGUCAGCACCAUGUUGAUGGGCUUGAUUUGUCUUCAAAUGCCCUUCUGUAUAUGAUGAAAUGCUACCCAGGUGUACCUGAGCUGAAACUAAGGGCUCAUUUGGGUUCACUUGGUGUCACCGGAAGUCUUGCCCUGCAACCGAUGUACACUUUAUCAGGUGGACAGAAAAGCAGGGUUGCAUUUGCAAAGAUUACCUUUAAAAAGCCGCACAUUAUUCUGCUUGAUGAGCCAUCAAACCAUCUAGAUCUUGAUGCAGUGGAGGCACUGAUCCAGGGGUUGGUCCUUUUCCAGGGGGGAGUUCUAAUGGUAUUUCUCUUUCCCACCACCGUUUAUUUUGGUGAUCUAAUCCAAUUUUAUUCUGCUGUUCUGCAGUGUUAUUUUACUCUCCUGUUUAUUCCCUUUUCUCGGCAAAUAUCAUGUGCAGGUGAGCCACGACGAGCACCUUAUAACAGGGAGCGUCGACGAGCUGUGGGUGGUCUCAGAAGGUAGAGUCACGCCAUUCUCCGGGACGUUCAAAGAUUACAAGAAAAUGCUGAAAUCAGCUGGGAACUAAUAUGUUUUUUCAACAUUUAUGCGCGGUCGAUAUAAACCGUUAUUUACGUAGUUCCAUGUUGUAUUCGUGUAAUUUCAAAUUUUGCAGAACGUAUUGGCAGGACUUUUUUGUAAAAAUGGUGAUGCGGCUUUAUCUUUUCGUUUCAUACUCCUAAAUUACUGGUAGAUAGCAUAUAAUAUCAAGAUAACAGUGUAGUGCUUAGUGUACUCUAA